Alternaria ethzedia is the source of this 2196-nucleotide messenger RNA. RefSeq lists its product as uncharacterized. The transcript is spliced from 5 exons. The record is from RefSeq and is a predicted model, not a curated record. Lineage: Eukaryota; Fungi; Ascomycota; Dothideomycetes; Pleosporales; Pleosporaceae. Bases 1 to 2196 code for a protein of 731 amino acids.
AUGGCGCGUCGAUCAGCUCGUCUGCUCAAGCGCGAGACUACGCCCUCCGAAGAUAGUUGGCACACUGCCUCGUCGCCCAACUUGGGCCUUCCAGACCUUCCAGAAUUGCCAGAGCCUGGUAUGGCGCGGAAGACGCCCUCGAACGCCUCUGCAGGUCCCAAGGCCCAGUCCAAGUUACCGCAAGCGGCCGCGACACCCACACCUCAUAAGAGCAAAUCAACCAAGUCGCUCAUUGAUGACGCCAAGAGCCAAACACCCAAAGACCGCACUCCGAUCAAGCCGGCAGGACAGGAGAUGCAUCCAGCGCAUCACCACGCGAGCACAGCCAAGAUCCUAGAUGAGGCGCGCUGGCUCGGUUUUCAGUCACUGGGUACCGCGCCGUCCAAAGCGACCGGCCUGGCGGGUCAGGCAACACCCUCGAAGACUCCUGUAGCUGCCGCUUCGAUGGCCAAUGUUGGGUCAUCGCCUGACUUCCGCUUCCGCUUCAAGUCGCCUUUCUCGAAACAAGACGAUGCCACGCUGAGUCCAAGCUCGCGCAACAUCCUGAAAGACGCUGGGAUCGCAGGCACUCCGGGUGGUGGUAGCCGUGCUCUGUUCGGCACGAGCGAGUGGUCCUCCAAGGUCGACGUGUCUCCCCAGCGCAAGAUGGCCGAAGCCAAGGGCAAGAUGGCUCGCUUCAGCGACGUACAUAUGAAGCAGUUCAAGAACAUGGACUCCAUCGCGAACCACGCGUCAGCUUUCCGCGCCGACCCGACACGAUUCAAGCCCGUCGUAGGCCAGUCGCUCAAGAAGUCGCCCUCGAAACCAGAGCUCGCGAACACGGAGACGAACAAGCUCAAGCGUACACAGUCGAAAGCAGAUCUGGCGGAGCCGAGCUCGAGUGCCGCUGGAGGUCUAAAGCGCACACAGUCGAAGAUGGACCUCCCAGGAUCUGGAAGCAAGAUUCCCCCAACCCCGUUGAAGCGCACUCAAUCCAAGAUGGAUCUCACCGGAUCUGCUCUGCCACGCUCCCAGCCACCAGCUCGCAUGGCUCCUCCUACACGCGAUGGACGACCGGCCUCCCGCGACGGCGACGGCGACCGUAACCCGGCAGCUAAGCGUGUCAAGCGCACCGAAUCUGACGAUGCUGCCACCACUCGCCCUGCGUCUCGCGAAAAGGCGCCCGAUGUCCCAGCCCGCGCAGCUGCUACUCCGGCCCGCAAGAAGACUUCUCAGACUGCACUUCCUCGUCUAGCUGCGCGAUUGAUGACGCCUACAAAGUCGUCUAUGGCCCGUUCACAGAGCGUCAAGACUCUGAAGACGACAUCGAUGAUUCCAACUCUAGGAAAGUCGCCCUCCACGAACAAUCUGGGAGCUUCGCCAUCUGUCAAUCGUAGCUUCGAGUCGUCCUCUGCCCGUAAUACCUUCUCUCCUCCUAGCAACAUUGGCCAUCUGCAGACUUUGAGGGACAAUGCACGCGAGAGCAUGCGCAAGGCAAGCAGCAACUUGCAGCGCGUCCGGUCAAUUCUUCGCACGCCAAAUCGCAAAUUUUCGGACGAUCCUAGCAAAAUCGCGGCAGGCACUCACAUGUCACCUCCGACCAUGAGUCUCGACAAAGCACCGUCCCUGGUUCCUGCUACAGCUCCUGUGAAGAAGCAAGUCAACUUCAGCAGUAGUACUUUGGAGCGCGCGUCGCACGACGAGCUGGGCAAAUCACCGUCCCCGAUGAAGUUCAGGGCAGGCAGUGAAGUGCCUGCUGGUGCUGUGAUCUAUCCUACUCUCGGCUCAGGAGCACACACUGGCCCGGAUCUUUCUCAGGAGAUCGAAACUUUGACCGCUUCUCCAUCUCGUCGCCUCACAUUCGGUGGCGAAGCUCCUAAUCAUCCACGUUCCUUUUCCUUCGAGUCCGGCAACACUGUCAACUUUGGCCCUGUAUCGACUGGCACGAUCCGCAUGGUACGUCCGAGCGAUGCAUCUUCUCUUGUCGACGGCACCAAGCGCAAGCUGGAGACUCUCCAGGAGACAUCCGACAAGGAGAAUGAUGGACCCAAAGACGACGACAUGCGCUCCAACAAGAAGAUGAAGCGGACACCUGCACCCGCCCCAAAGGCCCCUGCCAGCGCAAGCAAGCCAGCUCGCCACACCCCAGGACGUGCGGGUGCUAUCAGCAAGUCAAGGCUCGCCUUCCUUGCUACGCCUAAACGAAGCAGGGCGUAA